AUGGAACCUAGAGAAGGAGUAACAAACACAAACCCACAUUCAAAAUCAAAACAACCCAAGAUUGAAAUGGAAGAAAGUAAAGCAUUAGAAGUUACAGAAUUCAACGCAGUGAUAAUAGCAGAAAAAGAUGAUCAAGGAAGUUUAAAUAUGAAACAAUUAGCACCACCAAGAAAUAAUAGACAUAAAAAAGUUGAUGGUAGAGGAAGAAAAACAAGGAUGCCAGCUUUACGUACAGCUAGAAUCUCUCAAUUAACAAGAGAAUUAGGUCAUAAAUCUGAUGGUGAAACUAUUCAAUGGUUAUUACAGCAAUUUGAUUAUUGCAGACACAGACAAGAAAUUGUGGGAACUGAGCGAAAUGACAAUACACCACCCUCUUUUUUCAAAGUGAUGAUGAUGGGAGAGUUCGAAAACAAUCUUAAGAUACCAGUAGAUUUCGUUGGGAACUUUAACGGGAUGAUACCGUACGAUUCUAUCCUUCGAAGUCCAUCAGGAUGCUGGAAUGUGAAGGUUAUAGAAGAAAAAGAUGGUGGUUUAUAUUUCCGGAAAGGAUGGCCUGAUUUUGUUGAAGCACAUUAUUUAAGCCAUGGGGAUAUAGUUACUAUGAAGUAUGUUGGCAUUUCGCAGUUUGAUGUUAAGUUGUAUGGUACAAACGGAUGUGAAAAGAUAUUACCUUCUAUGGGUAGCAAUGGCGUAAAAUUGGAAUAUGGAGAAACAAGUAAGGGAAGAUUGACUAAUUAUGGUUCCGAGUUUGAUCAGCACAGUUGUCGUGCAGGCGAUUUUGGAAGAGAUUCCUUUUGUCAGGACAAAAGGAAUUGUGGAUUGUUUAAGUGCGAUGAGCUGAAGAGAAAAGCAAAUGUCAUUGAGGGAAGGACAAAGGUCGAUCAAGCAGAGUGUUUCUGUGAAGGGAAGCCGUAUUUUUUCGCUAGUUGGACAGAGAAUAAGAAAUAUCAAUUGGAGAUUCCUGAAAAGGUGGUAAGGAAAUUGGAAAGUAGAUUGUCUGAUAUUGUCGCUCUGAAAAGCACUAAUGGUAGACUUUGGAAUGUUGAACUGAAGAGAUCUGAAGGCAAGGUUUGGUUUUACAAAGGUUGGAAGGAAUUCACAGAACAUCACUCUUUAAGGGAUGGUUAUGUUUUAAGAAUCAGUUACAAUGGGAAUUCACAGUUUUAUGUCCGCAUUACGAAUUUUUUGGAGCCUCUAGAUGAUUCCGAAACCCAAGGAGAGUCUAAUCCAAAGAAAAGGUGUCAAUUGAGCAAAAGGGAAGAAGACGAUAACGUGAUAUUGCUGGACACAUCUCCAUCUCGAACUCAUGUUGAAAGUAAGACAAAUGAGGAAAGAUCAAAGUUGUCAGUUCCUCCUGGUUUCGAUAUCCCUGUGCAACUCAACAAAAAUAAGGGAAAAAAGUCUUUAGUAUCCGAUGAAACCAGGUUACUGUGUCUAGGAAAUGAAAGAACUACAUCAGGUGAUUUUCUACCAGUUGCUAAACAAGAUGAGAUUAAAGACACGUCCGAUGCGCCCGCAUCAAAACUUUUCCGUAAAUCAUCAUGGAGAACCAAAGGCAAAGAAAUGGUGGCUGAAGUAACCAAGUCAUUCAAGCCCCAGACUCAAUAUCCUUUCUUUGCUGUUUAUAUGCGAGAUAGCUAUAUAACUAGUGCGUAUCUGCAUAUUCCUAGCAGCUUCGCCAAGAAAUAUCUUCCGAAUAACAUAAAGAAUGUCAUGGUUCGAAAUUCAGACAAUAAUGUGUGGACGGUUGGAUAUUUUUUCAGAGGUUAUAGAACACAUCUAGCUGCUGGUUGGAGUUCUCUUAGACGACAUUUAUGUAUCUCCGGAGGAGAUGUUUGUGUCUUUGAGCUGCUCAAGGAAAAAGAUGCAGAAAUGAGAGUUUCAGUUUUCAGGGAGAUUGACAAUGUGAUAACCAGGAUAUGA
Molecule: messenger RNA, 1923 nt
Organism: Papaver somniferum (opium poppy)
Lineage: Eukaryota; Viridiplantae; Streptophyta; Magnoliopsida; Ranunculales; Papaveraceae
Product: B3 domain-containing protein Os03g0619600-like
Exons: 5
Coding region: 1-1923 (640 amino acids)
Molecular function (GO): DNA binding
Source: RefSeq, a predicted model, not a curated record